AUAAUCUCCGCUCCCAGACUACUCCGUUCCUCCGGAUUUCGAUCCCCCUUUUUCUAUCUGUCAAUCAGCGCCGCCUUUGAACUGAAAAGCUCUCAGUCUAACUUCAACUCUCUCAAAUCCGAGCGGCACGAGCUCCUCCUGUAUCUUCGGCUUCCCCCCCCCUUUGCUCUUUAUAUCUGACUUCUUGUUGUUGUUGGUGUUUUUUUUUUUUACCCCCCUUUUUUUUAUUUAUUAUUUUUUUGCACAUUGAUCGGAUCCUUGGGAACGAGAGAAAAAAGAGACCCAAACUCACGCGUGCAGAAGAUCUCCCCCCCUUCCCCUCCCCUCCUCCCUCUUUUCCCCUCCCCAGGAGAAAAAGACCCCAAAGCAGGAAAAAAAAAAAGUUCACCUUGGACUCGUCCUUUUCUUGCAAUAUUUUUUUGGGGGGGGAGGGAAAGCGAAAACUUUUUUUUUUUGAGGGGGUGAUUUUUUUUUUUUUUGGCUUUUCUUCCUCGUUUCAUUUUUCUUCCAAAAUUGCUGCUGGUGGGUGAAAAAAAAUGCCGCAGCUGAACGGCGGUGGAGGAGACGACCUAGGCGCUAACGACGAACUGAUUUCCUUCAAAGACGAGGGCGAGCAGGAGGAGAAGAGCUCGGAAAACUCGUCGGCAGAGAGGGAUUUAGCGGAUGUCAAGUCGUCUUUAGUCAAUGAAUCAGAAACGAAUCAGAACAGCUCCUCCGAUUCCGAGGCGGAAAGACGGCCUCCGCCACGCUCCGAAAGUUUCCGAGAUAAAUCCCGGGAAAGUUUGGAAGAAGCGGCCAAGAGGCAAGAUGGAGGGCUCUUUAAGGGGCCACCGUAUCCCGGCUACCCCUUCAUCAUGAUCCCCGACCUGACGAGCCCCUACCUCCCCAACGGAUCGCUCUCGCCCACCGCCCGAACCUACCUGCAGAUGAAAUGGCCAUUGCUUGAUGUCCAGGCAGGGGGCCUGCAGAGCAGACAGGCCCUCAAGGACGCCCGCUCGCCGUCUCCUGCUCACAUCGUUGUAAGUAACCUCCCUGAGACCUGGCUGCCUGGGCUGGGAGGAAUGGGAUAGUGGAUUAGCCACUCCUUGGAAGACUUCAAGCCUUGUCUGUUAGUUUUCUUUUCCUUUAAUAGUUGUUUUUGGAAUCCUUGUGAAUGUGGUAUAUAUAUCUUAAAGAGACUCGUUUUCUGUUUUUGGAUCUUGGCAAUUGUAGACCACCUGGGAAUUUUAUGAACUUUCCUCCUAGCCUUUUGUCCAUGGUGUUGCUUUAGAAUCUAGCGCUGCGGGCUCCAGUUAGUGGGACACAAUCGGUGUGCUUUGGAACGGACUAAAAAUGUUGUCACAGGCAACAUCGACAAGCGUGGGUAGGGGAGAUGAGCUAGAGAUCUGAGAAGCCCCCUGGUCUUGAGGAGUCCCCAUCCCCUGAUCCAUGGCACCCUCCUGUAUCUGCUGAAAAGUUACAUUCUACACCAGUGUUGGAAAACUUGAUUUGGGCUGGCUGAUUGUAAUCCAAGAGUAGAAAUGAACAUGGGCUGAAAUUAAGUUGACUGUGUAUGUCUGUGUUUUUGAAAGUGUGUUGACAUAAAGAACAUUUGUUUUCAUUACUAAGAGAAUACAGCAUAAAAUGUGUGUCUGCAUAUAUUUUUAAUGUACUUUCUUGGGAUUUUGUAGGCUCUUAAAGCAGAAUUUAUAAAUUAACCUCUUGAGAAGUUAGCCCCAUGUUGUUAGAAGAUUCUCUUGCAUGUAUUUGUAUCAUGAGCUGGACUUCAUACUUUUGAAAUUAUUAAUGGGAGGCGUAUUUUUAUAAUGAAUUCAUGACAGGUAGAAUUAUGCAAAACAGGAAACAAAUUCAUGUAUUUUUAAUUUAAGUAUCAUAAAAUGUUA
Molecule: messenger RNA, 1883 nt
Organism: Ochotona curzoniae (black-lipped pika)
Lineage: Eukaryota; Metazoa; Chordata; Mammalia; Lagomorpha; Ochotonidae
Product: transcription factor 7-like 2
Exons: 4
Coding region: 537-1070 (177 amino acids)
Biological process (GO): canonical Wnt signaling pathway; regulation of transcription by RNA polymerase II
Cellular component (GO): beta-catenin-TCF complex; catenin-TCF7L2 complex
Molecular function (GO): RNA polymerase II cis-regulatory region sequence-specific DNA binding; DNA-binding transcription factor activity, RNA polymerase II-specific
Source: RefSeq, a predicted model, not a curated record